Messenger RNA from Triticum aestivum (bread wheat), 518 nucleotides. RefSeq lists its product as uncharacterized. The coding region runs from base 117 to 518 and encodes 133 amino acids. The transcript has 2 exons. NCBI's taxonomy places the organism in Eukaryota, Viridiplantae, Streptophyta, Magnoliopsida, Poales, Poaceae. Gene Ontology annotation, biological process: cell surface receptor signaling pathway. The record is from RefSeq and is a predicted model, not a curated record.
GGAGCCGGACGAGCUCGCCUUGCAGAUCGUGUGAAGACCCGAAACAACAGGCCCAGUUCGCUUCUAGACAUCCAAGGUUCUUUGUAUCCACCGGCAGAUUGCGCUCCGGGACAGGCAUGGUGGACGUCAUGGGCGGCGUCGCGUGGAUCAUCGGGGUGGCGCUCAAGAUCAAGGAGGCGGCCAGCACGGUCCACCAGAAUAAGAAGGACCGCCACCACAUCAAGAGGCGCGUCGAGAUACUCAACAAAACGCUUUCGCACCAUGAGAACAACACGGAGCUGAUGGAGGACUCUGCGGUGACGGCCGCGCUCGAGGCGCUCGAGGUCAUCACCGUGUGCCAGCAGGAGAGGUGCAUCCUCUGCGCUUUCUACACCGCCGGGAGGCUGUCCCGGAAGCUGGGCAAGGUGGAGCAGCGCAUAUCGUACCUCAACUCCGACGCGAUGCUGACCAUCAUGAGCUACCAGCUGCUCAGGAAGUUCCAUGAUGGUGCUCCACCACAUCCACCCACACAGGUCUGA